AUGGAUCUGGAGUCACUGCUGAAUUUUGCUGGUGAUGUUCUUCGUGAACCACAAAGGAGUAAGUUUUGUUCCUUGCUUCAUGAUGUGGGUGCUGCCAACUUCCCUCUGGUCGUGGACGGCCAAUCCAUCAUUGCUGGUGAGGUCAUUAGCUACGGUGUUUUCCCCUUUGUUGUUGGGCAAGGCUUUGUCGAUGUAUCGAAUCAGCAAGAUCGUGUGACUGUCAGUUUUCCGGACUUGGGCAAAAAGUCUAUGACCCUUCGGGAGGGCCUCCAAAUCAUGUGCUCCGGCUUGGCUACCAGUGUUGAGAACAAGAAGUUCAUCUUUGACUUGACAGCCUCCUUACACUAUCGGCCUGAAUUUGACUUCUCGUGGGAUGUGACACAUUUUCAGGUAAUUGUGGAUUGUGAUGAGUUGGCACUGGGCGUGUGCAAGAAGAACCAUGAUUUUGUCAUUUACAAGGGCCUUUUCAACCUGACAUGGUGUGGGAUCCGAGCGCCAAGAUUGCUGCACUGA
Durusdinium trenchii is the source of this 513-nucleotide messenger RNA. NCBI's taxonomy places the organism in Eukaryota, Dinophyceae, Suessiales, Symbiodiniaceae. The record is from the annotation of a GenBank genome assembly.